AUGUCCCGUUUACUUCUUUUGUUGGGUGUAUUCCUCACCAUUGUAUCAGCUCAAUUACCUAAACUUACAGUUCAAGAUGCUACGCUUGUUGACGGAUUAGGAGCUUCACAAAAGUAAGAUUUUUUAAUAGUAAAGCGAAGCUUCAAAUUUAAAAUACGGCUUAAUUGUUUUCUUUAUCUAUAUCAAAAUUCUUUAUUUUUACAUUCUUUAUUUACCGCUUUAGUUUGGUGUCGGGUCAGAAAUUAGGCAAAGUAGUUGACCUUGACUCUUCCCACGAUUUGAAGUUGACCUUCAAAGUGCUGGCCAGCAACAAGCCAGUCAGUGUCCACCAAUCCUUUGUUAUUUUUGUUAAUGAUAAGACGGGUAAACAAGUUGCUUAUGUGUUGGAACAAGAUGCGAAGACAGAAACUUACACCUUCGACUUGGUAAGUUCUCUAAUUUUAAUGUUAUCUCGACAUUUAGCAAAUGAAGACUCAUGGAAAGGAAUUUGGAGGAGAAGCCGGUACUUACUCUGCUCAUCUGCUUCUUGGUGAUGUAAAAUACGAAGGAUUCGAUUGGGUGUUUGCCCAAUUCAACGUCAAAGUCGAAGCUGUGUCAGUUGAAGUGAUCCCUCCUUCUCAACAAGUUCACUACCAACCGAAGAAGGAAAUCAAACACUUGUUCCGUGAGCCUGAAGCCCGUCCUCCAGCCUUCUUUGCUCACAUCUUCGCUUUGGUCUGUGCUGCUCCACUCCUAAUUCUGUUGGUGUCUGUAAGUUUCUUUGCCAUUGCCAUGUGAUUCGUGACCAGCUAACUGUAAAUUUCGUUUCCCUUUCUAAUAUAUAAUAAAAGUUUUAAACUUUUAAUUUGUAGUGGCUGGCGAUUGGAAUCAACUUCGGGCGUCUUCCGUUCUCCAUCUGGGUUCUUGGAUUCCAUGGCGGAGUCAUCUCCAUCUUCACCUUGUACUUAUACUUCUGGAUUCAGCUCAACAUGUUCGACACGUUGUACUACUUAGCCCCUAUCUCUGUGGUCACCUUUAUCAGCGGACACAGACUCUUCCGUUCAUUGGCCUCCCAAAAGUAA
Bursaphelenchus okinawaensis is the source of this 1061-nucleotide messenger RNA. The record is from the annotation of a GenBank genome assembly. NCBI's taxonomy places the organism in Eukaryota, Metazoa, Nematoda, Chromadorea, Rhabditida, Aphelenchoididae.